AGAAAUGAUCUUGACUUGUUGUUGAUUAAAGAAAUGUGUUGUUGAUGUUAUAAAAAUUACUAGAAAUGUAUUUUAUCUGAAAUAAUUUAGAUUUAAAUAAUCAGUAGUUUAAUUCUGUGUUAAUACUUUAUAUUUUUAAAUCACGAUGCGUCUAUAUAUAAUGAAAUAGUUUCAAGAUCUUAAUAAACUACAAAAAUGAAAUCUUUUAAGCUUAUUGUUCAUCAAUCGAGUUUUAGUCCGCUGGACUUAAUCAUUAACUUGAAAGACUACCCGGGUCUAAAGGAGAAAGACAUUGUUGAAAUAUAUCACCCUGAAAAUGAUUAUCCACGGUUAUUGCUGCAAGUAACUAAAGUGGAUGCUCCUGGGCGAGGACGAGAUACCAUCAGUGUGGAACAAAGCAUAGCCAUUACUUUCCAGCUGCGAACCUUUGCAGAUGUUUACGUGAACAUUGUAAAUGUGGCCGAUGUGGCCCUGGACUCUGUGGAGCUCACCUUCAAAGAUCAGUACAUGGGCAGAUCAGAAAUGUGGAGGUUGAAGAACAGCUUGGUCAGCACCUGUGUAUACCUGAAUAAAAAAAUAGAAUAUUGUGGUGGAGCUAUAAGAUGCCAAGUUUACGAGAUGUGGUCCCAAGGAGACAGGGUGGCUUGUGGAGUCAUAACUGAGGACACGAAGAUAGUAUUCCGAUCCUCCACGUCAAUGGUCUACCUCUUCAUACAGAUGUCUUCGGAAAUGUGGGACUUUGAUAUACAUGGUGAUCUAUAUUUCGAAAAGGCUGUAAACGGAUUUCUUGCUGAUCUUUUCGCAAAAUGGAAGAAAAAUGGCAGUAAUCAUGAGGUGACUAUAGUGCUGUUUUCAAGGACAUUCUACAAAGCUAAAUCGCUGGAAGAGUUUCCGCAGCAUAUGAAAGAAUGUUUGCAGAAAGAUUAUAGAGGCAGAUUUUAUGAGGAUUUCUACAGGGUGGCAGUUCAAAAUGAGAGAUAUGAAGACUGGUCAAACGUUCUCCUGCAAUUACGGAGAUUAUUCACGGAUUACCAAAAGAUUGUGUUACAGUACCACGAGAGACCGAACAUGGAAAUACCGACUGCCAUCAAUUCUACCGCAGCUCAAGGAAACUUCCUUGAAGUUUUGAAUAUGAGUUUGAAUGUAUUUGAAAAACACUACCUGGACAGAUGUUUCGACCGUACAGGCCAACUGAGUGUGGUCAUUACUCCAGGAGUCGGCGUGUUCGAAGUAGACAGAGAGCUAACGAACGUCACAAAACAACGGAUUAUAGACAAUGGAGUCGGAAGCGAUUUGGUUUGCGUCGGCGAACAACCUCUACACGCAGUACCGUUACUAAAAUUCCAUAAUAAAGACAAUAACCUGAACUCCAUUGAUGAUUACUCCAUGCCACAUUGGAUUAACUUAUCAUUUUAUUCUACAAACAAAAAAGUUGCCUAUUCGAACUUUAUUCCCAGAAUUAAAUUGCCUCCAAGAAAGAGUCAGGAACCGUUGAGGAAAAUGUAUGAAGAUGAACGCAAAGGGAAGUUGUUGAAGGAGGAUGAAUAUAUGCAUAAUUCUAUAUUUGAUUAUGAUGCGUAUGACGCUCAGGUGUUCCAGUUACCGCUGGCUCAUAGCACGUGUGUGCAAAGAAUAUCAAGAACUAAGAAGACGUCAGUGGCUGGAUUGGAAGGCAUCAGUCGCCGGAGCCCGCCCACUACCAGUCUACAUCACAGGAAGAUGUCAGAUCCUGAUAUACAUCAUACCGUUGCUGAUAUUCUUGCCAGCGGCAGUAAGUACAAACAAGGCGCCUACGACACAAACAGUGACGCGACGGACUCGCCCCUCUCAACCAACAGACUGUCCCCACGAAGUUCCAUAUCGUCCCACAAGCCGGUGAUUAGAACUGGGCGAGCGCUCAUCAACCCGUUCGAUCCUUCGCACGUUACUGUCAAACUGACGAGCAACAGACGUCGGUGGACGCAUAUUUUUCCUAAAGGUCCAACGGGCGUGUUGAUCCAGCAACAUCACUACCAAGCGCGUCCAGCCGGGGAACCUGCCUCCAGAACUGAAGACCAUCGCCUGGAAAACAAUAUUAAUAACAAGGAAAAUGGAGCAUCCUCCAUUAUCAAUAACAAUCACUCUAUUUAUCAGGUUGAUGGCAACGUAAUAGGCCGCAAGCGUAUGAUUACCGCUUCAGGCACAUUGGCAGUACUGGGCGUAGUAUCGGGCACCCCGUCCACUACCAACAACGCUUCACUCGCCCUACUUUGGGGGGCCACUGGAGAACAGGAGUGGACACCUGCCCUUACAACAGCGAACCGAGCUAUAGGUGUGGAUUGGAAAUCUCUAACGAUUCCGGCGUGUCUGCCGAUUACGACGGAUUAUUUCCCGGACAAACGGUCCCUACAGAACGAUUAUCUCGUCUCCGAUUAUAAUCUACUACCGGAUGACGUCAAUGCCGAUUUUGCACAGAACAGAGCCAUCUAUAAGGAACCUUUGACAACCAUGGAGGUUUUUAAAGAGCUCGUCUCUCAGCGAUUGGCUCAGGGUUUCCAGCUAAUAGUCGGUGUAAAUGAGAACGAGGUGAUAGAAGCUCACUGCCCGUCUACAGCGGCGCCUCCGCCGUCGAAAGUGGCGCCUCAGUGCGGCAAGCCGGUGAACUCGGCUCCCACUAAACGAUACCUCCUGUCUAUAGGAAGGAUCUUCCAUAAACUGACUCUGGUCGGGUCUACCAUCACUGUUACUAGAUAUAGACCUAGACACCCAUACCCGCCCUUCAACAUUCACUACCGCUACCGUUUCCACGCACCAAACCACGAUACAUACGAAGUAUCGUGGGUCUCUUUCACCACAGAGAAACUGGAGACUUACAACUGGAAUUACAUGGACCACUACAUAUGUACCCGUGGUGAUACAGACUUUGCCCUGGCAGAGGUGAUUGUUACGGCUCUAAAAUACUGGAGAUUCCGUACACUACUGCUGCCGUUAUUCAAUCCAGCCACUAAACAGAUUAUGGAUGACAAUGUCAUACAUUGUGACAUUUAUCCGACACCAACGCGCCACGAUCUGGACCAACUGACAGACGGAUUUCUUAAAAUGACAGAACAAUACUUCAAUAAGGUGAAACGUCCCAACAAGCAGAGGAUGGCGCUGGCGGGCGGCGGCGCGGCGGACUCGGCGCUCACGCGGCGCCGGCACUCCACCUCCAUCCUCACGCGGAGCGCGCAGGGCGGGGUGUCCAACUCGCCGUUCAGGGAGCGUGUGGGGAGCACGCGGCUGCCUGACCGACCGAGGCUACGGAUCGAAGCCAUGGCCGUAGCGAAAACUGUUUUGGAGAGAACACAAUCUCAGACUGGUGAAUGCGAUGAUACUUAUGAUGAUGGGGUACCAGAACCUAAAUUAAAAGCAAACUCGUCAUUGGCGGAGAUAGUGGAUCGCAUGCGCAACCCACAGUUGGGCGUAGGAUUCCUGCAGCAGACUGUCAGCUUGCCUUCACAUACGUUCGUUUCGAUAUACGCCAUACAUUGGCUGCAAGCUAACAUGGAAGGCGUCACGUAUGAACGAGCUAUGAAUAUUAUGGAGAAAUUACUACAAGAAAAGUUAAUAUGCCACGCAUCGGGCGAUACAACAAAGCGCUUUGUCGUUGGAUAUUACAUGUAUCACAUACUGCCACAGAAGAAGGAUAAAGAGGCUAUGCCAGACUACGUGAAACCUUUAGGCGACCUUCAAUCCUUCGAGAAUGAGUGGAUGGAAGUGGAAGUGCUGGGGCCGCGGUCGCCAUUGCUCCCGGCAGAGGCCACCACGGGGGCCAUCGACAUAUCCGGCACCAGCCCCGUCACUGACGACACCGGCGUGCCGGCCUUCCUCUGUGAUAACAUAGACCCUAGUUACAUGCAGUUGGGGUCUGAUAGUGAUAUGCCUCUAUACAAGAACACGCACUUGGACAUCGACGUGAACAACAAGAGCGACCGCAUCGAGUGGGGCCACGCGCGCUACCAGGCCACCUUCCGGCCGGACCAGGCCUACGAGAUGUGCAUACAGUGGGCCGUCGCCAGCGGGAACAUUGUCGCUGAACUGAUAUUCGGCUGGGCUCGCAAAGCUCAAAGCUGUAGACUACAAAUGGUGCCAAUACCAGCGGACCCGUUAGCGCUGCCAUUCACGUUGAAAUCCGAUCCGUUGAGGGGACCCAUCUACGUACCGUUGAACGAAGAACCUCUACUUAGAAGCAAAGUCACGUUAUUUGAAGGUUUCCCCGAAGACACAUGGUUGGAGCGCCUUUUCCUGUUCCAAGAAGCGAUUGUGGGGAGAUUUGGGUUUAUCAAAUGUACGGUGGAAAGUACAUCUCACGAAGCUGGAGUUGGUGACCAUUUAUACGUACACGUCACUGGAAACAUGUUCAUAUUGAUACCUACCACUGUCAAAUCUGAACAACGGGCGUUAAGGACCAAACCAGCCAACAAGCCGCUCAAUGCUAGCCGAUACCCUGUCCAUCCAGAGGCAGCUCCGAGUCCUCAUGAAGGCUACAUCACAAGGCAUGUCAGUGGAAAGAACAAGGAUGAUUAUGACAAUAGUCGCAGGAUGGGUUUCCUCUGGUCCUGGAAUCACAUGAUCUCUAAAAAGUGGAAGUCCGCACAAACUCCAGCGACGGGCGACGAAGGUUUCCAAAUGAGAAUGCUAAGGGACUUCAAACAUUUCUGUGCAAACCAGGAACAAAGGCUCAGCCAGUUCUGGGAUCAUUGCUGGGAAAUGCGGGAAAAGGCACGGAUGCAGGACUGUUAAAAUAUAAGCCAAAUAAAUACUUAUUGUGUUUA
Messenger RNA from Spodoptera frugiperda (fall armyworm), 4793 nucleotides. It is a transcript of the gene Iml1, whose product is annotated as GATOR complex protein Iml1. The transcript has 27 exons. Gene Ontology annotation, cellular component: lysosomal membrane; GATOR1 complex. Lineage: Eukaryota; Metazoa; Arthropoda; Insecta; Lepidoptera; Noctuidae. The record is from RefSeq and is a predicted model, not a curated record. Gene Ontology annotation, biological process: cellular response to amino acid starvation; positive regulation of autophagy; negative regulation of TORC1 signaling. Gene Ontology annotation, molecular function: GTPase activator activity. The coding region runs from base 196 to 4761 and encodes 1521 amino acids.